Messenger RNA from Frankliniella occidentalis (western flower thrips), 1232 nucleotides. Its product is annotated as NF-kappa-B inhibitor-interacting Ras-like protein. Bases 112 to 951 code for a protein of 279 amino acids. The transcript has 4 exons. Gene Ontology annotation, biological process: canonical NF-kappaB signal transduction. The record is from RefSeq and is a predicted model, not a curated record. Lineage: Eukaryota; Metazoa; Arthropoda; Insecta; Thysanoptera; Thripidae. Gene Ontology annotation, molecular function: GTP binding; GTPase activity.
GCUCUGCUCUUGUGCCCAUAUCAGUUAAUCUAUAUUGGGAGCUUAUCACAUGACCAAUCACAUGACCUGUUGAUUGAUGUCUUUGUCGUUACGCUAACAGAUUCUAUCAACAUGGCUAAGGCACUAGCAAGUCUAAAUAAAAAGAGAAAGUCAAUUAGUUUUUUACCAAAGCCAAAAAUACUUCACUUUGGACGUCAAGAUGUCUUAUUGCGGCGUGACAGUACAAACAGCAAUAGAAGAGUAAAUGUCAAGACUGUGAAACAAAAGAAGAUGGGUAAAACUUCUCGUGUAGUUGUAUGUGGUAUGGCAGGAGUUGGAAAAACUGCCAUUCUUGAGCAACUGAUUUUUGGAAAUAUCACACCUUCAACAGAGUCAUACCCAACAAUUGAAGAUAUUUAUGUGGCUAAUGUAGAAACAGAACGUGGAACAAGAGAAAAGAUGCGCUUGUAUGAUACUGCAGGAUUACCCCCUUUGUCAGGACCAAAUGCUUCAUCAAAUGCAUUUCAACAACAGCAGCAGCAGCAACUCGCAAAGCAACUGUUGGGCCUCACGGAGGGUUAUGUGCUAAUAUAUGACCCUGCCAAACCUGAAUCUUUUGAAUGUUUGCUCCCAUUAAAGAGGGACAUUGACAAGAAUCGAGAUAAAAAAGAGGUAGCUACAAUUGUUCUAGCCAACCGAAUCAGGGUGUUUAACAGUAGUUUCACUGGCUCAGGAAAUGAAACUCCACCCCCAGCAAAUUUGACUGCCGCAGCUACCCUUAAUAAAGCAAAUACUUGGGCAUUGAAAGAGCAUAUAAAGCACUUUGAAGUGAAUGCAAUGGAAAGAGCAUCACUUUUGGAGCCUUUUGUGUACUUAGCAACCAAAUUAAAUCCACCCCAAAACAAAAGUUCCUUCCCACAGCUGAGUAUGGUGAGGAAAUCAAUAUCUAACCGUCCAGAAGCAGCACAAUAAGUGCAGUGUUUUGCUUAGCAAUCAUCAUCAAUUAUUAAUUAUGCAUUGCCCUUGUUCUGAAAAUUGGAAACUAUAAUGUAAUUUUUUUUUCUGUGAUAAAAGUUAUAAGGUAAAGAACUUAAUUGUUCAGAUUAGAAAUAUUUACAGUAAAAAGCCUCAAUGUGAUAAAUAAAACAUUCCUUUCAACUAAACAUGAAAAUACAUGCAUUUCUGUUGCUGAUUCAACAGCGAGACCGUUUUAACAGUGAUGAAAUAAAAAAAUCAAACCGUACUUUACUUUA